AUUUCAUUGAAGAUCGCAUUAAUACGGUAUUUCAUCUUAUGGUGACGAUCUUAAAUAAAUUUUUAAAACAAAAUAUCCACAUUUUAUUUGAAAUUUGAAAAAAUGCAAAGUAAUCACGAAGCAUUUCUUAAUUUAGCAAAGAAAAUUUCUUUGGCUCAUAUGAAACAAUAUGGAAAUACUUGGAAGUUAUACGAUAAAAAUGCAAAAUUUUAUUGCACACUUGAACCGGAAAUUUUCAAUGAAGUUACUGAAUAUGGAGGAAUAACACCGUAUAUGAUUAUAUAUCCUGUAUUAUUGCAAGUUUAUAGUGAAGAUGACCAGAUUUUUGAUAAAAUAUAUUUAUUACCGAUAUUUUGUGUUAGAAAAGCUGAUAAAAUCAAAGAAUUUAAAUUUUUUGAUUUAACAGGACAAGUAUACAAUGAUGUACAAGAUUUUAUUGAAAAUAAUCAUAUGCUACCUGGAAAAAUCGCUUUUCCAAAAGAUUUUCAUUAUGAAUAUGAUACAGAAAACGAUGAAAUAUUAAUUGAAUGGGUUCAUAUCGAUACAGAAAAGAAAUUAGAUGACAUGAAUGCAAAACGUCAUAGUAAUUGGUUUAAUUUAAUUGGAACUGCUGGAAUAACAGCUGCUUCAAUAUUUGCUUUAACAUGUUCUGGUGCUUUACCAGCUUUUGGAGUAAUUUUAAGUGCAACAUUACUUUAUGGUGAUGAUGUAAAAUGUGAUCCAUUAGAAAAUGAUCCGAUUUUAAAAGAAGGAGAGAAUUCAGUUAAAUUAUUUGAAGAUUACCAUGUUUUAUUACCAAAAUCUUAUGAAAUAUCAAAAUGUACGGAAAUGCCAAAUUUAAAUAUUCAGCGAAAAAUUAUAAUAAUAGCUGGACAUUUUCUCAAUGCAGCCAAAGAUGAAAUACAAAAUACAGAAAAAUUAUUUCAAGCUAUUAAUAAAGAGUUCGGAUUUGAAAAAGAGAAGUGGCAGGUUUUUUGUGGGAACGAUUUAUGCUUAUAUGACAUUAACCCAAAACCAAAACAUUUUAUGAACGUGAACAUUCAUGGAUAUGAUUUUGUUAUAUUUGUUCCAGCUAUCAGCAUCCCAAAUAAAUUCAACGAAGCAUUCUAUAACAAUAUUGAAAAGCAAUUUUUAAUUAAAAACUAUACAGAACUUAAAAAGAAUAAAAAUAUAACAAAAAUGAUGGAGAAUAUAGCUUUAAGGUUAUGUACAAAUAAUAAGCAACCCAAAGAAAUCAUUCAUUGUAUGCAGGAUAUUUUUGGAGGAAAUUGGAAUUGUUUUAUAUUUUACGGAAAUCACUCAUAUUAUUUUACAUUUAAUGCUUAUAUUACAUUGAAAUCAAAUUCUAAGUCGUAUUGCUUAUUUUAUUGAUAACAUAUAUUAUUUAAAUAAAAAUAUACAAUACAUAUGUAUGCAUGUUUACGUUAUACUACA
Molecule: messenger RNA, 1434 nt
Organism: Condylostylus longicornis
Lineage: Eukaryota; Metazoa; Arthropoda; Insecta; Diptera; Dolichopodidae
Exons: 8
Coding region: 103-1371 (422 amino acids)
Source: RefSeq, a predicted model, not a curated record